UAGCCUUGACGUCUUGAGCAGUUAUACUUGGUCGAUGGUCUCUCUCUGUAAAAGGUGCACCAACCUCUUCUGUUUGACCAAACAGAAUAUUUAAUUACACACAUUAAUUUAAUGGUAGCAAAUAAGUGAAACAAUGUUGUGUAAAACAUUACAACACCUAUGUUAAAAUUUACCCUGGCACCGGGCCCCCACUUGGUGGAAAGACGGUCUUCUGGGAGCACGGCAAAGUGCAGAGUCGGAGGCAAUCGUGUGAGAGUGCCCGUGGGGGCCAGCGGCGCUCCGUGCACCACGGGUAUGCGGUGAAGACCCGGACCGAGGAGGCUGAAACCACGUUUAAGUUAAGACAACACUGACUGCACCGACCGUGGUUAAAACAAUGGCAUCGGACAAAUUGGUCGGGGACUUUGAUCGGUAUCACCGUUCCUUCAAAGCGUUCGCUCGUAAUAGUAAUAGACUCCAAGUUAUGACGAACUUUAUACACACCCAGCUACGCCAGGUCAUCAACUCCAUCAAGGUCAACUCUGGUGACGUCACGCGGGUACUUAGCAUCGGACCUGGCGACGGUGAAGUUGAAGAUGACAUUUUGAAGGUCGUACGAGACAGGAACGAGUCCGUGCAUCCCGUCACAGCCACGAUCGUAGAGCCAUCUGUUUACAUGAUUAAAGAAUACCAGAAUCGUGUCGACACCCAGGGAACUCAGCUACAUAGCAUCCGUUACGAUUGGCGGACAGAGACGCUGAAGGCCUACCUGGAGAACGGCGUAAACGACGGCGAGAAGUUCCACUUCAUCAGCGCCGUGCAUUCCGUGUAUUACUUUCAAGAUCUCCCGGGCACACUCAGAGAUCUGUACAGUCGACUGGAACCCGGUGGCAUGAUGCUGAUACUGGCUGUUACGGGAGCAGUCGGUGCACCUUUUACAGAGAGAGAUCAUCGACCAAGUAUAACUUCUCAUGAAGUCAAGGCUUCCUGUGUAAUGGAAAACAUCCCCAUAGCACAUGAAUCUGUCAUCGAAGAGCGUACAGACAUCACUGACUGCUUCGAUCCUCCCGAAGAUAUGAGCGAAGACGGACGUCUUCUCCUAGACUUCUACACACACAGGGAUAAUUUUACUAAAACAGCCUCCCCCGAAACCCAAGCAGAGGUCUUGCAAUUCUUGAAAAGUGACCGCUUCUCUGACAAGAAAGAUGGCAAGAUAUUGCUCAAAGGAGAUUGGGAGUAUUUUAUAAUCGUACGCUAACCCGGGCUACAAUUGUUUUUAUUUUAAUGAUGACCUGGGUACAUGACCUUGGCUUUCGAUCCAAAUCGGACCCUCUUCAGAGGCAUAAAAAAAGUAUACAAACAAAUACGUAUCCGUAGGAUUUGAAAGUUUGCAUGGUGGAAGUAAG
Molecule: messenger RNA, 1385 nt
Organism: Asterias rubens (European starfish)
Lineage: Eukaryota; Metazoa; Echinodermata; Asteroidea; Forcipulatida; Asteriidae
Product: histamine N-methyltransferase-like
Exons: 4
Coding region: 377-1237 (286 amino acids)
Source: RefSeq, a predicted model, not a curated record